Messenger RNA from Clunio marinus, 807 nucleotides. Lineage: Eukaryota; Metazoa; Arthropoda; Insecta; Diptera; Chironomidae. The record is from the annotation of a GenBank genome assembly.
AAACAUUUGUUUACAAAUUUGAAGUUCCGAUUGAAUAAUUUAGAGUUAAAAUCAAAUAAAGAGAAAUGAUUCGACUGAUAGUUGAUAAAACACUAUUAAUCAAAUCGCACUGUAGCUUAAAUAACUUUAGAAAUUUGUUAAAGUUCACCAACAAAUCAAAGGAAGUAAAUGUUCGGCAAUUUAAUUCAGUUCAAAAUGCUUCUAACUCAUCUUCACAAUCUUCGGCAAAGGAUAUUGUCUUGUUCAGAUAUGAGAAUCUAAAAGUUUUUAGAUUAAUAAAUCUCUUUGGCACAAGCCAAUUGUUCUUUUGGGUUUAUAUGGGGACAUGGGCUUUCUAUGACUUGCGGAAUGUGAAAGUUUCUGAGGAUCAAAUGAAUGAUGAAGACCUUGCAUGGUGGCGUAAAAUAAAUUUAGGAGAAGAGAAAUAUAGAUAUUCAAUUGCUUUUUUCUGCUUCGCAGUUGGAUAUCUUUUUAUUUUCUCAAGUUGGAUGUACACAUUGCGAUCAGUGAGAUAUCUUAUUGCUCGUAAAAAUGGAAAAGAUAUUUCUAUUGUGUGUUACACACCGCUUGGUAGAAAUAGAAUCAUGGACGUACCAAUCAAAUGCAUCAGCGCACAAGAAUCGCGACAAACUACAAAAGGCUAUCUUCCAUUGAAGGUCAAGAACAGAAUGUUUUACUACAUCCUUGACAUGAAGGGAGAGUUCAAGAACACCAAAUUGUUUGACAGUACAGCGGGAUUAAGUAGAAAGUUUUAAUUGAAUGACUCAUGUGUUGCUUAUUCAAAUAAUAAAUAGUAAAAGAAAAUUA